Molecule: messenger RNA, 1209 nt
Organism: Melampsora larici-populina 98AG31
Lineage: Eukaryota; Fungi; Basidiomycota; Pucciniomycetes; Pucciniales; Melampsoraceae
Exons: 4
Source: RefSeq, a predicted model, not a curated record
GGACAAGUCCCCGUCUACCGUACGGAAAGUUUUCUACACUCAUCUUCCUGGCUCAGCUUCCUAUUUGCUCACCUUCUUCGCUCACUACACUCAUCUUCCUGGCUCAGCUUCCUAUUCGCUCACCUUCCUGGCUCAGCUUCCUAUUUGCUCACCUUCAUCUAUACUCGUCUUCCUGGCUCAGUUUCUAUACUUGUCUUCCUCGCUCACCUUCCUAUUCGCUCACAUUCUUUGCUCACUACACUCGUCUUCCUGGCUCAGCUUCCUAUUCGCUCACCUUCUUCGCUCACUACACUCAUCUUCCUGGCUCAGUUUCUACACUCGUCUUCAUCUAUACUCACCUUCCUGGCUCAGUUUCUUUGCUCACCUUCUUCGCUCACUACACUCGUCUUCUUCUUCUUUGCUCACCUUCCUGGCUCAGCUUCUACACUCAUCUUCUUCUAUACUCAACCACUCAAAUAUGCCACCAUCAGAAGACAGUAGCGAUAGAGUUGAAGUAGUGAAAUCAAAGUCAAAAGAUAAAGACAAAUCAAAAUCAAAAGAUAAAGACAAAUCAAAAUCAAAAGAUAAAUCAAAAGAUAAAUCAAACUCGAAGAAAGAUGAAGAUGAAUCAAAAGAUGAAGAACCAACCAAGAGGAGUGAAGCGUGGGAACACAGUCAUACCUUGUAUCUUAUCGACAAAAUCAAGCACCAAAUGGACCUCGGAAAGGGGAACGAUGGCGGCCUCAAGUCUGAUGGAUGGAAGCUUGUAUUGGAGAACUACAACACCAGGUUCAAAGUCCAAGCAGGUUUGACCUGAUUAAAAAACCAUUGUCAAAAGUUAAAGACUACUUACAAGGCCUUCGAUAAGAUAAUCGAGUCAUCUGGUGCUCCUGGAACCGAUACAAUGACCGGCGAAGUUAAGGCUGACAAGGAGUGGUGGGACCGUUGGAUUGCGAGUGGAAAUCCUGAUGCAAAGCCGAUUUGACACGGUGGUUUUCCAGCAUAUCAAGCGGUAUCAACCGUUAUGCCCGAGAAGCGUUUACGAGCCCAUGGUAAUGAAGGCUUUGGAACUCAGACCAAAAAGAAGAAACAAGCCUCACCGAGUGAGUCAGAUGAGCACAACAAAGCUGAUGUAGCCUCUAGGCACAAGUCCGACUCUGAUGGAUCUCAUAAGUCCGACUCUGAUGGAUCUCAUAAGUCCGACUCUGAUGGAGCUCACAAGUCCGACUC